AUGUCAAACAUAAAUGUGAUCAAGACUCCAAACUCAGGCAGCAGGAUACUCAGAGACCUGAUCUGUGGAAUUAUCCACAGCCUUUAUCCUCUUCCCAGUACAACUGGACUUGGAUUCACACAGGCACACCAAAUGACCAUAAGGACACCUGCCCCAAUGCUAAGCAUUGACUCCCAGCCUCUACCCAACUCACCUCACCUGAGCCCAAUCCAGGCCUGCACUGUCCCCCAACCUCCACCAUCGAUGCAUGUUCCAGACCAACCCCUCAGAAUUGUCUUCAUGAUGGGACAAGGGAUGCGGGGAGGGCUCCAGGUUCAGAACACCUUUCAUUUCAUCCUCCUAAGAAGAACCUGGGUGAUACUGACCCGUGUCCCAGUCCGUGUUCUCCAGGAGGACCUUCUGGUCUCCUCCUCUGAGGGGAGUGACCCGCCCCGCCCCAAGGCACAGAAGACUCAGCCUCCAGGCCAACACGGCUCAGAGGCGACUACUGGAGUAAAAGAAAGAAGAAAGGAGCAGAAUUUUUCUCAUGAAUUAGCACAUCCCCAGCUGUGGUUUAUGUACAAAUUUCAGAACACCAAAUAA
Messenger RNA from Eubalaena glacialis (North Atlantic right whale), 582 nucleotides. Its product is annotated as putative protein FAM90A26. The record is from RefSeq and is a predicted model, not a curated record. The transcript has 3 exons. Bases 1 to 582 code for a protein of 193 amino acids. NCBI's taxonomy places the organism in Eukaryota, Metazoa, Chordata, Mammalia, Artiodactyla, Balaenidae.